Molecule: messenger RNA, 348 nt
Organism: Strongylocentrotus purpuratus (purple sea urchin)
Lineage: Eukaryota; Metazoa; Echinodermata; Echinoidea; Camarodonta; Strongylocentrotidae
Product: phosphatidylinositol transfer protein alpha isoform-like
Exons: 3
Coding region: 33-257 (74 amino acids)
Biological process (GO): phospholipid transport
Cellular component (GO): cytoplasm
Molecular function (GO): phosphatidylcholine intramembrane carrier activity; phosphatidylinositol binding; phosphatidylinositol transfer activity
Source: RefSeq, a predicted model, not a curated record
CUGAAACAAAGUUCCUGACGGUGUACAUAUUUAUGGAAAUUGAAUUCAAGUGGUUCGGGCUGCAAGAAAAGGUUCAGAAAGACAUCAGCAGGGCUCAUACUCGAAUUUAUACGAACUUCUACCGGACCCUCAUCUGCAGUCUGGACGAGUGGUAUGGGAUGACUAUGGAGGAUAUCAGAGAGCUUGAAGCAAAAAUCAAAAGGGAUCUAGAUGAGGCUCGAGUCUCUGGUGAAGUUCGUGGGAUGGUCGAAAAUUAAAAUGAUGUCUUCCCGAUUUAUUCACACUGAGUACGCCAUUUGAUUCCAAGUAUAUGGCUCUAGUAAUAUACAACUUCAUAUCACCGAAAAA